UCGACUAUAUAUAUACACACAUGAUCAGGCACAUCAUCGGCAAUUCAAGUCUUCACCUUCCCAAGAAUCAAGGCUUUAUCUGUUUUCCUAGUCCUUUAAAUUCUGUUUCUUGUUCUUCAUCCUCUUGAGAAUAUAAAAGUCAUGGGUUUCCGGUUGCCUGGAAUUGUUAAUGCCAAGAGAAGUCUCAUUCGAUCUCUAUCUAGUUCAAGCCGGACAGCUGAAUCAAAGACCUUGGAUAUCCCAAAAGGCUAUUUUGCAGUCUAUGUUGGAAAGAGCCAGAAGAAGCGGUUUGUGAUUCCAGUAUCAUAUUUGAAUGAACCUUUGUUUCUGGAUUUGCUGAGUCAAGCUGAAGAAGAAUUUGGAUAUGAUCAUCCCAUGGGUGCUAUCACAAUCCCCUGCAGUGAAGACACUUUCCUUCAUCUCACUUCCUGCUUAAGUGUGUGAAUGUAAGCAAAUGGAUCAAAACCAUCCAAACCAUCCUCAUUGAAGAACUCACUGAGUCGAGCUGAAGAAGAAAAUUUGGAUAUGAUCAUAUCCAAAGCAUCCUCAUUUCAGAACUCAUCACUGAGUUAGGAUGAAGAAGAGGCCAGAGUUGAUCAUUCAUUGAAUCGACUCAAACCUUUUGCAAUCCUAAAGCUGCUUGGAUAUGAGCAGAAACGUAGAAAUUUUGAAGCAUACAAAUGAUGAUAUCAUGUUUUGAACUUAAAGGCAGUCAAAUUCUGUCUUUUAACCCUAUGUAAUCUUCUUGGUUGCUCUCCAGGAAUAUAUGGUGACAUAUAAUAUACUUGAAAUCCUUAUCCAUCCACGUCUUAUACUUAAUUACUUUGUUAUCUUCUUGUAGCUCUGUUAUAUAGUGAAUCACCAAAUGGAAGCAGAUUUGCACAAGAAUUGAAGUAUAUAAUUCGUUUGUUUUAUAAGUAGUGGCUCAGAAUGAA
Molecule: messenger RNA, 935 nt
Organism: Prunus avium (sweet cherry)
Lineage: Eukaryota; Viridiplantae; Streptophyta; Magnoliopsida; Rosales; Rosaceae
Product: indole-3-acetic acid-induced protein ARG7-like
Biological process (GO): response to auxin
Source: RefSeq, a predicted model, not a curated record